AUGAUUACACAUUACAUUUUAUGUGCGUCGUUUCCCUGUGCAUAUCAUUUUAAAGUUUUCUUUCUUUCAGGAGUCACAUACCGUAUGGUAGGAGGAGAGAACUACGGACGAGUGGAAGUCGCCCUUGGUGACACAUGGGGUACUGUAUGCGAUACAUCUUGGGACGACAAUGAGGCUCGCGUGUUUUGCCGCCAAAUGAACUUCACUGACGGGAAAGCUGCCCGUCGUGGCGCGUAUGGCUUCGGUACUGGUCCCGUCUGGCUGAGUCAUCUCCGCUGUACAGGAAACGAGACGCAUUUACAUCGCUGUCCGCACAGAGGCUGGGAUAGUGAACUCUCUGAAGUCGAAGACGACAUAACCGGAAUUUUAUCGACAUUUUGUGCCAGCCACAAACGUGACGCUGGCGUGUUCUGCUUCAGUUCAGUGCGCCUGAGUAUUGGGGUUGAUAGAGGCUCCAGCAGUGGGGCUAUCGAGGUGGAGCGUAACGGAAAAUGGUACUAUGUUUGUGACGACGGAUUCACUGACGCUGCAGCUCAAGUGGUGUGUCAUAGCCAGAAAUACCUGUACGGUCGCACAGUGCCCGGUUCAGGAUUUGGAAAAGUGAGCUCUAUCUCUAUUGCUAUGACUCACGUCGUGUGUAAAGGGACGGAGAGCACGUUGUUAUCCUGCAACUAUAAAUGGGGUGAACCUGACCAGUGUAAAACCGGACAUUACGCUUCGGUCGUCUGCUUUAACAAAACAGAAAGUUCUGGUAAGUUGUUGUUGCUUGCUUUCUUCUUCUUCUUCUUCUUCUUCUUCUUCUUCUUCUUCUUCUUCUUCUUCUUCUUCUUCUUCUUCUUAGCAAAUUAG
Acanthosepion pharaonis is the source of this 849-nucleotide messenger RNA. The record is from the annotation of a GenBank genome assembly. NCBI's taxonomy places the organism in Eukaryota, Metazoa, Mollusca, Cephalopoda, Sepiida, Sepiidae.